Lineus longissimus is the source of this 984-nucleotide messenger RNA. Its product is annotated as protein THEM6-like. Lineage: Eukaryota; Metazoa; Nemertea; Pilidiophora; Heteronemertea; Lineidae. The record is from RefSeq and is a predicted model, not a curated record. The coding region runs from base 2 to 613 and encodes 203 amino acids. The transcript is spliced from 3 exons.
GAUGGAUGCAUCUGUGAUUUGGGUUGCUAUUGUGGUCGCCGGAAUUUUAUCACUUUUCUUCGACAUACACUACUUUGCUUACAGCGUUAUUGUACUCAUUGGGUCCACAAUUAAGAGACAAAUAUCUCACAAGAAUUUCCAAUUGGAAAACUUUCACUACGGUUUCUGCUUCAGCACCGAUUUAGAUUUCAUGCUUCACAUGAAUAAUGCGCGAUAUCUGAGAGAGUGCGACUUUGGUCGAUUCUGUUUGUAUACGAGGACUGGUGUGUGGGGUGCACUCAAGAAGCUAGGUGGGUCGAUGACGUUAGGAGCAAGCACAAUCAGAUAUAGAAAGUCCAUCAAUUUCUUGUGCCUGUAUCAAGUUAGAACAAAGAUCGUGUGCUGGGAUGAAAAAGCAUUCUACUUGGAGCAGACUUUUAUACGACCUAGUGAUAAAUUUGUGUAUGCAAUAGCCCUCAUCAAACAGUCAGUAAUCAAGGUACCGCCAAAAGAUGUCGUCCAAGCCAUUCAAGGAGUUGAGACUGAGUCUCCAGAUUUUCCAGAAGAAAUCAAAAAGUGGAUUGAGUGUAAUCAAAUAUCUAGUGAGAAACUGCGAAAUGGCAAAGACAAAUAAUGUACAUCACACAGACUUCCUAGAAUCUUAUCACCCUGUGAUACUAUCCGUCCGCUAGCAAGAAUAGAUUCCUGUAACGCCUUUAUUUUUGUGAACCUACAUGUCUUUGUUUGCCAUCGUACGCCCCUGAGUAAUCAACAGUUCCAUUUGGUAGUUGAUUGUACUGUAGGAAGUGAAGGCAUUUAGUUUGGUUAUUAGUGUUAACAAUAGAUGGCAUGGCAGUGUUUUGAGACGGGUAACCUUUGACAUUUCUUCAACACAAUGGGUUUUUUGUCUCAGAAUAACGCCUUAUAAUUUGUGUGAGUUGUCUAAAUUCAGCCCUCCUUAGAGAGGCAUGUGAAAUAUUGAUAAUAAAUAAACUUUUAUUUUGA